Molecule: messenger RNA, 1092 nt
Organism: Didymodactylos carnosus
Lineage: Eukaryota; Metazoa; Rotifera; Eurotatoria; Philodinida; Philodinidae
Source: the annotation of a GenBank genome assembly
AUGAAUAUGUCGGCUAGUACGGAAGUAAAUAUUGAACACAUUUAUAUUCUCGUCCGGUCAAAGCGUGGACAAGGAGUUGAUGAUAGAGUGAAACAGUUAUGUGCUAGUCCCUUAUUUAAUACAAUUCGUAGAGUAAAUCCAGCAUUUGAAAAGAAGAUAAUUCCGAUCCAAGGCGAUAUUCUCGAACCAAAUUUUGGGAUUUCAUCUGCCGACGAGUAUACAUUAAUUGAACAAUGUCACAUUGUUUUUCAUUCAGCAGCCACAAUUCGCUUUCACGAACCCUUGAGAUCAGCCAUACAAAUGAAUAUCAAUUCAGUCAAAAAAUUAUUAAGUUUAUGUCAUAAAAUGAAAAAUCUGCAAGCGAUUAUCCAUGUGUCAACUGCGUAUGCAAACUGUAAUCGUUCUGAUUGUGCUGAAGUCAUUGAUCUACCUUCCAUUCAACCGAAAAAAUUAUUAGAUGCUUCCGAGUGGAUGGAUUCUAGUGUCUUCGAUGUACUGACAACUAAACUCAUCCGAGAUCGUCCGAAUACGUACACAUACACAAAAGCUCUAGCUGAAUUUGUCAUUUCUGAGGAAGGAAUUGAUCUGCCAAUCGCUAUAAUAAGGCCGUCAAUCGUGGGUGCUUCAUGGAAAGAACCGUUUCCAGGUUGGAUUGAUAAUUACAAUGGUCCAUCUGGCCUUAUUAUUUCGUUGGGCAAAGGAAUGUUGCGAACAAUGUUAGGCAAUAGUAAUGCAAGAGCGGAUAUUGUACCAGUGGACAUCGUCGCCAAUAUGAUGAUAUCUGUUGCGUGGUAUACAGCAGUUAAACGCUUUGAUUUAGCAGAGAUGAAUUGGGCCUCAUAUUGGCAAGAUUAUAAUAUUGGUAUUAAGAAAUACGUCUUACGUGAAGAUUUUGAUCAUAUCCCGAAAUAUAUUCAUCAUUGUCGACGGUUGAAACGUAUUCAGAAUAUUCUUUUAUUCUCAUUAGUCACACUUGCAUUGAAACUUGUUUUCUACAAAUCAUUUCGAAUACGUCAAAUAUUGAUAUCAAUGUUACGAAUAACGCUAACACUAUUGAAUACAUUGGCAUAUAAACUGCAUGUACGGAAAUAA